AUGAAGAAAAUGUCAGCUCGUAUGUUACUUAUACUUCUGGUAGUGUUAGCAGUCAAACUUAGUAAUGCUGACAGUGAGGAUGAGGAAGCACAUAAUGAUGAUACAUCGGACUCCGCCUCUGUAGCAAAUGAACCUGUAGAUGAAGAGAAGGUAGAAUAUGCAAGAGGUUCAGUUUGUGGAUACUGCACUUACUGUAAGGUCAUCUGCAAAUAUCUUUUCUUUCUACUUCUUAUUUUAUAUAACAUUGAAUGCUCUCUCAUGUGUGAUAAGGACUGCCCCUGUGAGAGGAGCAAGACCAAGCCAAACUGCCACAUGUGCAAGUAUUGCAAAUACUGCUACCUGUGCUCUGCAUUCUGUGACACCAUUUGUACGCCAGGUGGUGUUCUUGAUAGAGUGUCUGGAGCCAUUGUGAACUCUCUGCCAUCGUUCAGCAAGGAGGAAGUGGAGGAGGACAUAGCGUCGGUGAAAACAUGGAUUGAACAGAAGAAAGAUGAACUGUAA
Molecule: messenger RNA, 501 nt
Organism: Candidula unifasciata
Lineage: Eukaryota; Metazoa; Mollusca; Gastropoda; Stylommatophora; Geomitridae
Source: the annotation of a GenBank genome assembly